Macrosiphum euphorbiae (potato aphid) is the source of this 438-nucleotide messenger RNA. Lineage: Eukaryota; Metazoa; Arthropoda; Insecta; Hemiptera; Aphididae. The record is from the annotation of a GenBank genome assembly.
AUGACAUUUUCCAGAGCUCGAGUAAUUUCUUCAUUUGAUUACAACCACAAUGGUGAACCACUACUUCAGACUAUGGUGGUUAUUAAAGACCUUGGUAUUUAUUUUGAUCCCAAACUUAAAUUUGACUGUCAUAUUACCAACAUUGCUAACAGAUCAAAUAAAAUCCUUUAUUUUAUCCGUCGUAAUUGUGCUAAUUUUGAUGAUUCAUUAGCCUUAAAGUCCAUUUACUGUAGCUUGGUACGCUCUAUUUGUGAAAAUGGCUCAAUAAUAUGGUAUCCAUAUCAAUCGGGUCAUAAGAAAAUCAUUGAAAAAAUUCAACAAAAGUUCUUACGUUUUAUUUCAUUUAAAUGCUCCAUAGCCAGAGAACCCCAUUGUUCGCUCCGUGUGAUAACAGAAUUUCCGCCGUCGGUGGUCACGCUCGACCGACCGCCGCAGUAA